GCUACUCAAAAGCAAACAUGUCUGGACGAGGCAAGGGAGGCAAAGGACUGGGGAAAGGAGGCGCCAAGCGUCACCGUAAAGUUCUCCGUGAUAACAUCCAGGGAAUCACCAAACCCGCCAUCCGUCGUCUGGCUCGCCGCGGCGGAGUGAAGCGUAUCUCCGGCUUGAUCUACGAGGAGACCCGCGGCGUCCUGAAGGUGUUCCUGGAGAAUGUCAUCCGUGAUGCCGUCACUUACACCGAGCACGCCAAGAGGAAGACUGUGACCGCCAUGGAUGUUGUCUACGCCCUGAAGAGGCAGGGACGCACUCUUACAACAGCCAAUCAAAUUAGAUCUCAUCACACAGCAAUGGCAAGAACCAAGCAGACAGCUCGUAAGUCCACCGGAGGCAAAGCCCCCAGGAAGCAGCUCGCCACCAAGGCCGCCCGCAAGAGCGCACCUGCCACCGGCGGCGUGAAGAAACCUCACCGUUACAGGCCCGGCACCGUGGCCCUCCGUGAGAUCCGCCGCUACCAGAAAUCUACCGAGCUGCUCAUCCGCAAGUUGCCCUUCCAGCGCCUGGUCAGGGAAAUCGCCCAGGAUUUCAAGACCGACCUCCGCUUCCAGAGCUCUGCAGUGAUGGCUCUUCAGGAGUCCAGUGAGGCUUACCUGGUCGGUCUGUUUGAAGAUACCAACCUGUGCGCCAUCCACGCCAAGAGAGUCACCAUCAUGCCCAAGGACAUCCAGCUGGCCCGCCGUAUCCGUGGAGAGAGAGCAUAAACUUUAAACACCACAACCACAACGGCUCUUUUAAGAGCCACCACACUUCCAACUAAUGUCAUUCCUGCUACAAUGUUACCACUCAA
Messenger RNA from Nerophis lumbriciformis (worm pipefish), 844 nucleotides. Its product is annotated as histone H3. Gene Ontology annotation, molecular function: protein heterodimerization activity; DNA binding; structural constituent of chromatin. The record is from RefSeq and is a predicted model, not a curated record. Gene Ontology annotation, cellular component: nucleosome. NCBI's taxonomy places the organism in Eukaryota, Metazoa, Chordata, Actinopteri, Syngnathiformes, Syngnathidae.